GUCGCGACGCCGUGGUAUUCGCGCCGUCAGUGUCGAGUGAACUUGGAGUACCGGAGUACCGGAAGUGGGAAUAAGGUGUCGGUUCAAGAUAGUUUCUAUACUACUUGUAUAGAAUUUCUAUACUACUUGUGAAACAUUCACUUCCUUUAUUACACGUCGAGCGUUUUCUCUUGCGACUCUGUUGGAUUAAUUGCGACACUAUAAUGUCUUCAGUGAUGUAUGAAUCUUUGGGAGCUAAGGUUGCUAUGUUCAAUCAGUAUGCCAACAAGCAUCAAGAAAAGCAGAGCAAAAACCCAUUCAGUUCUGGUCUGAAUAUCGAAAAGCCAAAAUUCUCGAAAGAGGAAUAUGGCAGACCAGAAGCAGGUUCCUUAUCCGAUCUACGUGGUCGCAAAGCAAAUGCUCAUAUUUUGAAGGAAAUUGUGGAGCUUUGUGAAAUUAUUAGUCACGAAGGCACACCUUGUCGAGAUCAACCAGACGUAAUUGGCAUCACGUUCGGCGACAUCUUUAAUAUUUAUACUAAUAUUAGCAGCAAAUGCGUAGGACUGCUGUUAAGAGCGAGGAAGCAAAAAUAUUUAGAAUUUGAAGGCGAAACUCUGUUUCAGAGGAGAGACGAUGACGUACCUAUAUUUUUAAUCAAACCUAUCGAAGAAAUUCGUAAGGAAUAUAACCAACGACUUGAGGAAAUUCAAAAUGAUCUAUUGAAUAGUUAAUGCAAAUAUUGUUUUUAUUAAUGUUACCGAUCAUCAAAAUGACAUUCGUGGUUAUUACAAUCGAGACAUCUAGUAUUUAAUCAUAUCUCAAUAAUGUGAAUGAGACCAGUAUGUAUAAUUUGUAUUUGACUUCUUAAUUUUGUAUUUUAAGAAUGAGUGAGUGCAAAUCGAUGUAAAUAUUUUCGCGAUUGACUCAAGUGAGAUUAAUUAAUGAGACGGUGAAACAAUUAGCGUUAUUAACAUAAAAUUUUUAUAGAAUAUUUCAUUGAGACUGUCGGCUAUGUAAAUAUUUUUGACGCAAAAUAAAUAAUUAAUAUUCUGUAUAUUUUGUUUUUAAAUAUAUUGCGAUAAUUUUGCAGCAGUAUAUUUAUCUAAAUGUAAGAUUUUCUUAGGAAAGGAGGACAUUUUUCAGUUUGGAAAGAUGAAGAAAAAUAACAUAAUUUUUUAUAUUUUUUAACAUUAUAUUUUUUUAACACAAGACCUUUUUGAGUAUUGGCUUAAUUAUCAAAUAAUAAAUAAUAAACAAUUUGAAGUUUCACGUACUUUUACUACAAGCGAUAUUGCCACGUUUUACUAGAAUGACACUUAAAGAGAAAAUGUAAAUAAUUUAAUUUAAUUAUACUUAUAUAAACUAAUAAAAACUUUUUUGUUAAU
Monomorium pharaonis (pharaoh ant) is the source of this 1364-nucleotide messenger RNA. Its product is annotated as actin-binding Rho-activating protein. Gene Ontology annotation, molecular function: actin binding. NCBI's taxonomy places the organism in Eukaryota, Metazoa, Arthropoda, Insecta, Hymenoptera, Formicidae. Gene Ontology annotation, biological process: positive regulation of Rho protein signal transduction. The record is from RefSeq and is a predicted model, not a curated record. The transcript is spliced from 4 exons. Bases 204 to 710 code for a protein of 168 amino acids.